Molecule: messenger RNA, 1173 nt
Organism: Phoenix dactylifera (date palm)
Lineage: Eukaryota; Viridiplantae; Streptophyta; Magnoliopsida; Arecales; Arecaceae
Gene: RGE1
Product: basic helix-loop-helix (bHLH) DNA-binding superfamily protein
Biological process (GO): endosperm development; regulation of DNA-templated transcription
Molecular function (GO): DNA-binding transcription factor activity; protein dimerization activity
Source: RefSeq, a predicted model, not a curated record
UCUCUCUCUCUCUUUCCUGAUGUCUGAAGAAGGAGGAGGGGGGCAAGGGAAGCUCCUGAGGCAGGGCCAGACCUGGGGCUUGUUUAACUCAGACAAUUCGGGCGGCGACGACCGGAAGCCGGUCGUCAAGCCGCCGGAAUCGAGCUCGAAUAGUCCGUCUGGCCCUGCGUCGAACAGCCUGCCGGGACCUACGAUAUCUGCCGGGGGGAAGCGGGCCCGGGAUGGGGCGUCCAAGAGCUCGUCCUCCAAGGGUGGGAGCCAUGAGGGAAAAGGCCCCAUCGAAUCAGAUCAUGAGAUGCACAUAUGGACUGAGAGGGAGAGGAGGAAGAAGAUGAGGAACAUGUUCACAGGUCUCCACGCCCUCCUCCCCCAGCUCCCUCCAAAGGCCGACAAAUCAACCAUCGUCGACGAGGCGGUGAAGUACAUCAAAAAGCUGCAGCAGAACGUCCAGACGCUUGAGAAGCAGAAGGAGGAACGGAUCCGAGGUGUGACCUUGGAGGAACCUUCGUCGCAGAUACAACGGAUGGAGACAACGACAAGGGAGGCAUUCAUAGCAGACCAGGUCAAGAACUGGGCAGCGGCAAACUCCCCAACAGCUGUCUCGAUACCUCGAUGCCGCUCCAGCUUCCAGACUUGGACGUCGCCAAAUGUGGUGCUGAAUGUGACGGGACCAGAUGCACACAUCAGCAUCUGCACUGCCAAGAAGCCGGGCAUCCUCUCUUCCAUCGUGUAUGCGCUCGAGAAGCACAAGCUCGAAGUCGUGUCGGCCCAAAUCUCCUCAAAUAUAUUCAGGAGCAUGAUAAUGAUCCAUGCCCAUGCCAGCGGAAUAUCUGAUCAAUUCCCUGAGAUGUUGAUGAUUGAAGACUUAUACAAAUAUGCAGUUGGCGAGAUGCUUCUCUGGCUUUCCCCGUGAUCAUAUUGAAGGGCCCCAUGCAAGCUUCUCUUUGAGGACAAGGCAUGCCUUCAAUGGUGUGCACCAAGGGAGAAAGGGCCUUCACCUAUUAUAUAGGGCUGGCCCCCUUCUUUAGGUUGAUUUAAGAAUAGGGUAUGUGCUUGUCCAUACUGUUCAGAAUUUGUUCAAUGGCAUGGGUACUGGUUCUGCAAACUGUGAUUGAGGUGGUGAACUGAACUAUUGUUGGUUGUUACAUAAAACUUUCAGCUUUUCCUGUGGGA